Messenger RNA from Emericellopsis cladophorae, 678 nucleotides. RefSeq names its product pfs domain protein. The record is from RefSeq and is a predicted model, not a curated record. Gene Ontology annotation, biological process: nucleoside metabolic process. Gene Ontology annotation, molecular function: catalytic activity. The transcript is spliced from 2 exons. NCBI's taxonomy places the organism in Eukaryota, Fungi, Ascomycota, Sordariomycetes, Hypocreales, Bionectriaceae. Bases 1 to 678 code for a protein of 225 amino acids.
AUGGAGGCUACAAGGGUGGUCAAGGAUUUUCCCAGCAUAGUCCCCCGUGGCAUCUGCGACUACGCUAUCUCUCACAAGAAUAAGGCUUGGCAGGGUUAUGCAGCACUAGAGGCGGCAGCCUUCGCCAAGGAUCUGUUCUCGAUUGUGCCCUCAGGGAACAUCAACCAGCCCUUAGAUCCCAAGUGGCUCUUUCAUCUAGACGCGAUUCGACUAGCGCCCGUUGGACUGAGGGAGCUUUGCGUCGGCGAGAUAGGCUUUGGUGGGCAGGGAUACAUUCAUGGAUCGGCAGUGGCCCGGCCCAGGGACUCGCACGACACUCAAACAUCACAGGAACUCAGAGACCAGCGCCGGGAGUUGAGCAGGGCAAUCGAGAACAACAGUUGGAGACGACCUCAAGGGGUCCUUGACGCUGCGACGGAGACAAAACUUGCCAAAUUCAUGGUUGACUGUGACCCGGACACGGCGCGCACUUUACUCCACUAUCCGGCUAUGAGCGGAAUCUGGGAGCCGCUUCCCCGGCUCGUCGAGAUUGGGUUUCGCGUCGACAAUGGUGACUCUGGCUGGCAGACGCCCCUUCAUCUGGCUGUGUUGCGAGGUCAUUGCAAAGCCACGAAUGUCCUCGUCCGCGACUGCCACACCAAGGUCCACAUGAAGGAUACCCAGGAUCUUUUCCUCUAA